UAUUUCUUGGCUGGUUGGUUGGGAUUAAAAAUCAGUCGCUGGAGGAGAACAGCUGAAAACUAAGAUGUGUGAAAAUACUAAGCCAUAUAAUAAAUAAAUGUAGUUAAGUUAAGCGCAAUAUUAAAGAAAUAUGAAGUUUUUAAUUUAAUUAACAAAAAGGCUGAAAAUUAUUGUAACAGUGGCCAAUAAAGGCGUAAGAAUUUGAGGACUCGCGCUAGUGUUUAAGAAUCAGUAGCCGUGAAAUAACAAAGGCAGACCGAUAGCUACGUUGAUGUGAGCGUGUAAACUUCAGUGUCUACUUAACCCGAGGAGGCACCAAGCAGUGGCAGACGACAGUAGGACGACGAAGUGCAACGUUAGGUGCUACUAUAGUGUGAAUUUUGUAGAACAAAGCUAAUCACCAUGAUAAGUGCAUUGCUCUCGCGAUUCAUAAUAUUAUCCUUUGGUACUCUAUAUCCAGCAUACGCUUCUUACAAGGCUGUACGCACCAAAAAUGUGAAAGAAUAUGUGAAAUGGAUGAUGUAUUGGAUUGUGUACGCUUUCUUUACAUGCAUCGAAACAUUUACGGAUAUCUUUCUUUCAUGGUUUCCAUUUUACUAUGAAGUGAAAGUGAUCAUUGUUUUAUGGCUUUUGUCGCCCGCUACAAAGGGUAGCUCUACAUUGUACAGGAAAUUCGUACACCCCAUGCUAACACGCAGAGAACAGGAAAUCGACGAGUACCUCAAUCAAGCCAAAGAACGUGGCUACUCAGCUGUAUUACAAUUGGGCACCAAAGGCGUCAACUAUGCUACCAAUGUCAUCAUGCAAACAGCGCUCAAGGGUGGCGGCAACCUGGUGCAAACGUUGCGACGCAGUUACAGCUUGAGCGAUCUCUCGGAGCCAGAUGUGCAACGCACGCAGGACGAGAUCGACGAAGUCGUGCAAAUGCGUUCACAGCAACGGCUGCUGCGUCCACGUCCGCAGGCAAGUAUUGCCCGCUCAGCGUCGGGUACACGCCACUCAACCGGCAUGUAUUUCUCCGAGGUGGAUGUUGCUAAGGGUGCGGAUGGUUUUAACUACAAUAUAAGAUCAUCGGAAGACAUUAGUUCGGGUUACUCCAGCGCCGAGCCGGUAUCGGUUGGCCUAAGCAGAACAUCGUCGAUGACAAAUGCUUCGAAAACACGUUUGAAAGCCAGGCGUACAACAGAGGUUAUGUCGGCUAGCUAUACCACGCUUCCACGCACUAAAAAGUCUGAAAAAGUCAUUGGAGCCACGACGAAAACGCGCAGCAAGACGCAAUCGCAGACGGAGAAGUAGAGCACAGGCAACAAACAAACAAACAGCCGACGAAAGCAAGUCGUAAUCAAAUUGAAAGACUCUACAAACAUCGGAAUAAAAAGCAAAAAAACUAUAAUUUUUGCAGCAAUGGCUUACGAAAAGGCAGCUUAAAGGAUUUUUAUUGCUGUAAAUUUAAAUUGAAGUUAUACAUACUAGCAUUAAACUUUUUUAAGUUUUUUAAGCCAACCUUUGAAACACCGUUGACCGUUGGUUGAUUUAAUUUUUUUUCAAAAUAAUAGCGUUUUCUUUUCUCACAAAAAUGUUGCAUUUAUACUGCUCUAUGCACGGGCUGUCAGUUGCAUGUUUUUUUUAAGUAUUGUCUUCUAAACAGGCAAAAGUGCAACAUUUUCGACCCUCUCAAAACGUAGUGUCAGUGGCCCCGUGAAUUUUCAUUUAUGGUUUUUAAAAAGUUUCAAAGUAUUUUAAUGAAGUAAAAGAAAAAGUGUUAAAUGAUACGCGUUUUUUUGUUACAAAUUACAAAAAUUGUGAGCAGAGGUGCUCAACUAUUAGUCUGAAUUACAUAUGUUUAAUAAAUUUAUUAUAUUGUAUGUAUUAAUUAUGAACGUAAACAAUGCAACAGCUGAUUUAUAAUAGGAUGCCAUUUUUUUGUUUAUAAUUUAAGAAAUGAAACAUUUUGCAGGGAGUAAUGGAAUAUUUGCACAAUAUUGCCAAAUAAUGAGGCAACAUUUUCGUCAAUGAAAGAAAACGCUAUAAGUAUUAUGACUGUUACGCAGAAUCUCUCCCUUCCCCGCUACUGUUAAUUCUCCCCUCGCUCCUUGAGCGUUAUCACCCACAAUAUCAAGUAAAAGUGAUUAUAGCAAAAAAUAUGUCUAAACUUAAAGUUACUUUAUGUUUUAUGUAUACAUACAUAUACAUAUAUAUGCUGUGCAGUAGGAUCUCUCUACGUGUGUGGCCUAUGUGAUACGGCUUGUGUGGACUAUAUCAUUUGUGUAUGCCGCCAGCUGAGUGCAGGUUUUUUUGUGUUAUUUUAGUUUAUUUACUAAUACUAAUGUUAAAUAGCAUCGAAUGUUUAUGUUUUAUAACAAACAAAGCGAACAAAGCAAAAAAUCAAAUAAAUAUUAUAAUUGGAUGCUAGAGGUUUUCAGCUAGCAAAUUACAAAAAUUGUGAACAGAGGUGCUCAACUAUUAGUUUGAAUUAUGUUUAAUUAAUUACUUACAUAAAUACAUACAUAUAUAAUAUGAAUCGCACAUGCAUACAUACAAA
Bactrocera tryoni is the source of this 2542-nucleotide messenger RNA. It is a transcript of the gene ReepA, whose product is annotated as receptor expression-enhancing protein 1. Gene Ontology annotation, cellular component: endoplasmic reticulum membrane; endoplasmic reticulum tubular network; cytoplasmic microtubule. The transcript is spliced from 9 exons. Lineage: Eukaryota; Metazoa; Arthropoda; Insecta; Diptera; Tephritidae. The record is from RefSeq and is a predicted model, not a curated record. Gene Ontology annotation, biological process: endoplasmic reticulum tubular network organization. Gene Ontology annotation, molecular function: microtubule binding. Bases 403 to 1296 code for a protein of 297 amino acids.